GGGCAGCAGAGCUCAGGCUGUCUUUGUAUGUAGUGCUGCAGCCUGGAGAAGAUGGAAGGAUCUCUGGAUCAGCUGUCAGCAGGGAAGGAUCAUCUCUAGCUUGGACCAAACAUGAGCCUCCCAGCAGCCGGCACCCAGUCUAGCAGCAGGACAGGACAUCAGCAGCACCCUGCAGCAGCACAUGUAUGAUCAGCCUGACAUCUGACAGCCAGACACACAGGAGAGCUGCAAGCAUGAGCGAGCAGAGUAUUUGUCAGGCGCGGGCGUCCGUCAUGAUCUACGAUGACACCAGCAAGAAGUGGGUGCCGAUCAAACCCGGCCAGCAGGGGUUCAGCCGCAUCAACAUCUACCACAACACCACCAACAACACCUUCCGGGUCGUCGGGGUCAAACUUCAGGAUCAGCAAGUCGUCAUUAACUAUUCGCUGGUGAAAGGACUGAAAUACAAUCAGGCCACGCCCACCUUCCACCAAUGGAGGGAUGCCCGUCAGGUGUACGGCUUGAACUUCGCCAGCAAGGAAGAGGCCACCGCCUUCUCCAACGCCAUGCUCUUCGCCCUCAACAUCAUGAACUCCCAGGAUGGAGGUCCCGCAGCUCAGCGCCCAGCCCCCAGCAUCCAGAAUGGACCCUCGCCGGAUGAAAUGGAGAUACAGAGGAGGCAGAUGAUGGAGCAGCAACAGCGCCAAGAGACCCUGGAGAGGAGGACUUCGACCACAGUUUCCACCCUUCAGAUAAAUGUGUCCUCCUCUCCUUCCCAGUCUCCUCCUCCAGACUAUAGUAACUAUGGAGCUGCUUCUGCCUCUGGUGUCUUCCCGCCACCCUCCUAUGCCAAAGUCAUCUCUACGGCUUCUCCCGCUGCUCCCGGAGCUACUUAUAAACCCGCUCACAUCCCCCCCAGUGGUGACUCCUCCCAGUUCCUUCCCGGAAACAAGCCUUCCCAAGGCUCCGCCUUUUCUCCAGUACGGCCAACCAAUGGGACCCUGUCGCGAAGCGUCAAACAAAUCUCCUUGUCCCCACCCCCUGUUUCUGGCACCCAUUCCCCCUUUGCUUCUCUUCAGACUGUCCGGUCUCCAUCUGUGACCUAUUCCUCCCGUUCUUCCUCUCCCGCUGUCUCAGUGGCGUCACCGGCGCUCAACCAAAGUGUGUCUCCAAUUCCGACGAUGCUUUCUCCGAUUCCCGAUCCUCAGAAUGUCAGGAGGAAGGGAGGCUCCGACAAAACGCUCCAAAAACCCUACUUAUCUCAACUAGACCUAGAUGACCGAGGAGAAGAACCACAAGCCCCUCCAAAUCCAAGAUCCCACUUUAGAGCCGCCGAGCGUUCCUUUCUGUCCUGCUUAGAAACUGUACCUCUAGCUCAAAUGUCCGUCAUCGCCACGCCUACCGGAACCCUGACCGCCACCCCUACCGGAACCCUGACCUCCAUCCCUACCGGAAACCUGACCGCCACCCCUACCGGAAACCUGACCGCCACCCCUACCGGAAACCUGACCGCCACCCGUACCGGAACCCUGACUUCCAUCCCUACCGGAACCCUGACUGCCACCCCUACCGGAACCCUGACCGCCACCCCUACCGGAACCCUGACCACCACCCGUACCGGAACCCUGACCCCCACCCAAGCGUUCCAUCCUUCCUCCCACGCUCCACAGCUGUCCUCACACAUUGUCGCACUACCUCCUCCUUACGCUGCUGUAUCUGACAUCCAUUUGUCCAAGAGGACCACGCAUUGCUUGACCUUAUCUGCCAUUUCCCACCUAAGUCCCAUGGUUCCACCUGGUCACCCUUCAUCAACUUCUAUGGUAGCUUCCAUCGGGGUGUUACCUGCGCCAGCUAGUGGGCCCCCGCCUCCACCGCCACCGGGUCCUCCACCACCAACAGGAGCUACCCCGCCACCCGCCCCUCCCCUCCCAGCCGGAGGAAGCCAAGGCGGGGUGGUGUACGAGGAUAGCCCCGCCUCUGGGCUGGCUGCGGCUCUGGCCAGUGCCAAACUGAGGAAAGUACAACGGCCAGAAGACGUUUCCAGCGCUUCCAGUCCCUGCGGGGCGACCAAAACCGAUGCCAACCGAACGAGCAGCGGAGGAGGGGGAGGAGGACUGAUGGAGGAGAUGAACAAACUGCUAGCCAAGAGGUACGUCCAACCGCCAAUGAAAAAAUCCAAUGAUCAUGAAAACCUGGAUGGUAGAACGAGAAGAAAAGCAGCUUCACAGUCGGAAAAACCCGGAGACAAAAAAGAAGAGGAAUGCCAAAAUGACGAUAGCAGUCUCUCCUCUUCUCCCAACACCCGAGGGCCCACCCCUCAGAACUCUGCAGAUUAUGGCGUCCUUGCAGACUUGGGGAAGAAGCCGUGGGAAAGGAGUAACUCGGUGGAAAAGCCGGCCCCCUCGUUACUCUCCAGAACCCCUCCAGUGGUGAAGAGCCCAGAAGCUAAGAGCCCCAUACAAUCUCAGCCGCCCUCUAGCAGGAUGAAGCCGGUGAAUAGCAGUAAUGACGUAUCGUCAGACGCCUUAGACUUCGACAGAAUGAAACAAGAAAUAUUAGAGGAAGUCGUUAGAGAGUUACAUAAAGUCAAAGAAGAGAUCAUCGAUGCGAUACGGCAGGAGCUGAGCCGGAUCAGUACGACAUAAUGAUGGCGGAGAAGGACGCGUUGUGGGAAUGUACAGAGAAGUCGGAGAGCCUCCGCUGAGCCGAGUCUUGGAUGGUCGAAGGACAGCACUUCCACUCUGACCCUUUAGCAGACACUUCGAAGCUUGCCGCCUUGGAUUCGCUUAUAAGUCUUACCAUGAGAGAAAACCUUCAAACAUUUUUUGAUUUCCGCCUCCAUCUGGCAUCGCACACACACAGCGCCGGCAGCCUUUUUUUUGUAUGAUAGAUUUGCUUAUUUAAUGUCUUCUUUUUUCAUUUGGUAGAAGAAGAGAAGUGAGCCAUUUGCUUUCUCUUAGGAUGACUUCCCGGUAGCCUGCAGUGUUAGGACCCCCUUUUUAUUUUAUUUUUUAUUUUUUGCCAACGGGAAUUUUAUUUCAGAAUCACGAGAGAAUCCGCCACGUUUCCGGAAAUCGUAUGGUGACAAAAUAAUAAUAAUAAUAAUAUAUAUGAAAAUAAUAAAGGAGAGUUUCCACGUCAUCACAAUAUUACAAUGGUACAUCAGUGCACCUCCGUAGCUGUAUUCAUAUUGGUAAUAAAUUGUUUAUUGUCCAAGC
Molecule: messenger RNA, 3197 nt
Organism: Rana temporaria (common frog)
Lineage: Eukaryota; Metazoa; Chordata; Amphibia; Anura; Ranidae
Gene: EVL
Product: Enah/Vasp-like
Exons: 15
Coding region: 186-2624 (812 amino acids)
Biological process (GO): positive regulation of actin filament polymerization; actin polymerization or depolymerization; protein homotetramerization
Cellular component (GO): cytoskeleton
Molecular function (GO): SH3 domain binding; profilin binding; actin binding
Source: RefSeq, a predicted model, not a curated record